Molecule: messenger RNA, 1749 nt
Organism: Chara braunii
Lineage: Eukaryota; Viridiplantae; Streptophyta; Charophyceae; Charales; Characeae
Source: the annotation of a GenBank genome assembly
CUUGAGGGGUGUUGAUCAGGAGACAUUGGCUAGGCUUGGGACUGCGAUCUGCCGCAGGUGUAGAGAUCCUGUCAUGGGUAUACUGCAAAUCCGGAGAGGCGCGGCCUUGUUGGCCGAUCCCGAAGGGGAGGUCUACCUAGUUACAGGGAUUUUUGGGAUAGAGGGACAGCACGAGAUCUGCGACCGGAACCGAGUACUGGUGGCAGUGAUCAGGGCAACACGAUGGGGCCACAACCGACCACGAGGAGGUCGAGAAGUGGACCGACGAGACGACUCGCGCGGACGGUAUGACCGCGGGGGAUACGCGAGAGAACAGCGCGACGAUUGGCGAGGGUGGUACAGCCGAGGAGAUCGGCGCGAUGAGACACGCGGGCGAUACAACGCUGGGGACUGCCGAAACGGUUCACGGGGACGAUAUGAGUCAGGGGGAUCUGGGAGAGACCGCCGCAACGAUUCGCGCGGUCAGAAUGAGAGAGGGGGAUAUGGCGCCUCAUCAGAGCCGUAUCCCAAGUCGCUUGACCCUAGAGCAGUGAGAGGUUCGACCUCCAGAGGCAUAGACGACAGGCCGCCCACUCCCAGGAACUCUUGCGUCUACUAUAGAGGAGAUGAUCAUAUCAAGAGAGAUUGCCCGGACCUCCAACGGGCAAUAAAUGACGGACUUGUCGUGCUUGACGACCGCAAGUACGUCAAGUGGGCAGACGAUCUGGGAGAUGUAUCGAUGUUUCCUUCGAUGAAGGAGAAUGUCGAAGCAAAGAAAGUAAAGCCGAAUAAAGGAAAGGAGCCGGUUAGGAGCCAGAGCAUCAAGAUAACUUUCGAAGGACAUAUGGCGACCACACCCAUAAGGGUGACAACUACCAAGUCCGCGAGAGGGUCUACAUUGAAGAAGACCGACACGGAUUGCGUGAUGGUGGAGAAGGAUGGCGGACAGUGGAUCGAUGGAGAGGAGGUUAUUCUUUCGCCGCGAAAGCGGGGAGUAAAAAAGUUCUUGAUGAAGAGUUCGCUGGAUGAGAUUGACACGGUCGAGCCACUGAGAUGGGCCCUUCGGCAGCCCAUGCAAUGCUCUAUUAUGGAGUACCUGGCGACAUCGAAGCCGACUCGCGAUGAGUUGCAGAUGAUCAUGCGGAAGACUCGCAUACCUCUAUCAGAGGAGGCUCAGGGGGUCCCUAAGACGGAAGCUCCUACCGUAGCAGUAACGGGGGGGACUGCCACAGCGGAUCGCAUGGCGACAAUCCUUCUUGAUGGGAUGGAAGGUGUGCCACCAGACAAGUUUUACAUACUUGGUAGUGGGGCCGUGGAGACGAUCAUAAACGAUGGAGCGGUACUAGUUGAUGUGAUCGAUAACGGCAGUGAGGCUGUCAUUAUAGACGAGGAUCUGGCAGUAUAGGUUGGACUGAGCCUCGAUAGGUCAUAGAGACUACUGAUGGGAGAAAGCAACAGAUCACUGGGGUUUGUCACAAGGUAGCCAUAAAGGUCCAAGGGGUACGAGUGACCCUGCCCGUCCUUGCAGUCAAGAACUGCAACUCCGAUCUGCUCUUGGGACGAACGUGGUUGAGCCACGUGCAUGUGGUGACGAUGGAGCGACCAGAUGGGAGCCAGACAUUGUCCAUUAAGAAGCUAGAUGGGACGCGAGUUAUGAUUGAGACGGUGGAGCCUCGGGACCCGAGGAACAGAGCAGCUUUCGCAGUGGGAGCAAGACCCAGUGAUCAGAUUAAGUCAUUACCUAUCUCUGGCCGCGCGGUGCGAUUUCGC